CUCAUAAACCUCACUACUAAGGCUUCGUAAGUUAAUCCAGAAACGAUGGCUCAGUAUUGCGGAAAAUGGAUCACAACGACCGACAGAAAAAGGAAUGCCUCGAUUUAGACGAUCUUUUACCCCAAGUAGGCGAAUUUGGUCUGUACCAGAAGCUAAUGCUGUGGUUCGUAUGCCUCCCGGCGUGUUUCCCCUGCGGCUUUUGCGCUUUUAACCAGCUCUUCAUGACCCACACACCAGACCACUGGUGCAAAACCCCCCACAUUUUUAAUUUUACCGCAGAACAACGCAGAAAUAUUUUCAUUCCAAAGCACAACAAAACGUUCUCCAAGUGUUUAAGGUAUACGUUAAAUUGGACAGACGUUUGGGACGGUGACGAAACCAGGAUUAACGCAUCGUGGCCCACGGAACAAUGCACUGACGGCUGGGAGUUUGAAAAUGAUACAACGUCAAGCAUAAUCACAGAUUUUGAACUGGUUUGUGAUAAAAGUAUAUACCCCACUUUAGGUUUAGUGGCUUUAAAUCUGGGUGGGCCGGUGGGUGUAUACUAUUUUGGUUUACUUAACGACAGCAUAGGUCGAAAAAAGUCGUUCUUCGUAUGUCUUACGACUUUACUAGUUGGUAGUGUUUUCACAGCAACUGCGCAAAAUUUUUGGUGGUGGGCUGCCAGUAGAACUAUAGUAGGGCUUACAAUACCAGCCAUCUAUCAGAUACCUUUCAUUAUUUCCCUCGAGUUAGUAGGUCCCAACUACCGCUCCUUCGUUACAGUCAUGGUGUGUUUAUUUUACACCUUAGGUUUACUCAUGUUGUCUGCAAUUACAUAUUUGGUUCGCGACUGGGUUCAUUUAACAAUUGCUACAUCACUACCGUUCGUUCUAUAUUACUUCUACUGGUUCGUACUACCCGAAAGUCCUCGUUGGUUACUCGCGAAGGGUCGCUUUGAAGAAGCGUCCAAAAUUCUAGAAACUCUGGCCAGAGUUAACAAAAAAGAAUUACCGUCCAGUUUCAAGCAACAAUUAAAGCAAAAAAUGUUCUGUCGAAGAACGUUGAGCGAAGAGGAACGUUACAAUAAAACUCCCCGGUGUUCAGAACUGUGUUCGACCCCAAACAUGAGGCUAAAAACCAUACUUAUUACGUUAAACUGGUUUUCCAAUGAGGUGGUUUAUGUUGGUUUGAGUUACUACGGGCCGUCUAUGGGUAGUGACGAAAGCAUGAGUUUUUUUCUUUCUUCGGCUAUAGAAAUUCCGAGUUAUUUGAUGUGUUGGUUGAUGAUGGACAGAUGGGGGAGGCGGUGGCCGUUGUGUUUGUGUAUGAUUGUGAGUGGCGUUUGUUGUAUUGUCACCAUUCUAAUACCAGAUGAUUCUGUUGGGUUGCUUCUGGCUUUUUUCUUGAUGGCAAAGUCGGCGAUUGCUGCGUCGUUUCUUAUAAUUUAUCCGUUUGCUGGGGAGUUAUUUCCAACGCAGUUGCGUGGAAUUGGGAUUGGAGUGGCUGCGUAUAUUGGAGGUUUGGGACGUAUUAUAAUACCAUUUAUUACUUUCUUGGGCUCGGAAAUGGUAGUUUUGCCUCUUUUAAUAAUGGGGAUAAUCUCUGUUGUUGGUGGAGUCGUUGGAUUGAGGUUACCAGAGACACUUCACCAUCGAUUGCCCCAGACAUUAGACGAGGGAGAAGAGUUUGGAAAAGAUUUUACGGUUCAAGAUUGCUGCAGAUGCAUUCCUUUAAAACCGGACGCUUCUAAAGAGAAUUUCGACGAUUUAGAACUUGAACCCAUGAACUCUGAAGCACCCGAGGACACGCCCUUGAAUCACCCAGUUCUGCGAAAAAUUUCAGUUCACCGACUUGUACGACAAGCAAGUAUAAUGGACACACCUAAAGACGCUGAUGGAAGUAUGAAAAUUACCAACUGGUUUUAAAUUAUAUUAAAUUAUUACAUUUAAAAAAUUCUGUAUUUGUAUUUUUAAGGUGAACUUAAAAUUUUGUUGCAACAGUAUCCUGAAGGUAAGGUCGCAUAUUGUAAUUGUUUAUCGCAAUAAAGUGUUACUGUAA
Messenger RNA from Zophobas morio, 2040 nucleotides. Its product is annotated as carcinine transporter. The transcript has 7 exons. The coding region runs from base 66 to 1907 and encodes 613 amino acids. The record is from RefSeq and is a predicted model, not a curated record. NCBI's taxonomy places the organism in Eukaryota, Metazoa, Arthropoda, Insecta, Coleoptera, Tenebrionidae. Gene Ontology annotation, molecular function: transmembrane transporter activity. Gene Ontology annotation, cellular component: membrane. Gene Ontology annotation, biological process: transmembrane transport.